Clupea harengus (Atlantic herring) is the source of this 1118-nucleotide messenger RNA. Its product is annotated as plexin-C1-like. Lineage: Eukaryota; Metazoa; Chordata; Actinopteri; Clupeiformes; Clupeidae. The record is from RefSeq and is a predicted model, not a curated record. The transcript is spliced from 9 exons. The coding region runs from base 222 to 1118 and encodes 298 amino acids. Gene Ontology annotation, cellular component: semaphorin receptor complex; plasma membrane. Gene Ontology annotation, molecular function: protein binding; semaphorin receptor activity. Gene Ontology annotation, biological process: positive regulation of axonogenesis; semaphorin-plexin signaling pathway; regulation of cell migration.
ACUCCUGUAGAAACACACUUAAACUUCUUAAACUCCUGCACUACCUGUUUUUUUUCCCUGAUUCUCUCUCUCUUGCUUCCUCCCUUCUCCCUUCCUCUUUUUCUCGUUUCCUCCUUGCUUUCCCUCUCUCUGACUUUCUUUCUUUCCCCCCUUUCUCUUCUGCAGAGUUUGAGCAGUCAGGAUGCUAUGUUGCACUACAGGAAGUGGACAGCAGCUCGGAGAUGAGGGGGGAAGUCACCAUGCUCAACACCCUCAAACAUUACAGGAUUCCUGAUGGGUCGACUAUCAAGGUCAUCACAAGGAAAGUUCAAGGCCCCCAAAGCUCUACGCUCAGUUUCAAAGAGGAACCUGAUUUUCAAACCAAGUACUUUCACCUGAUUGACCCUGAGUUAGCGGAGAACACAAAUUCAGUGAGAAAAAAGCAAGAGGUUAAAGAGGUUUAUCGGACCAAGCUGCUUUCUACCAAGGUGGCUGUGCAUUCAUAUGUAGAGAAUCUCUUCAAAACCAUCUGGGGCACAUCCAACAACAGGCCGCCGCACGCUGUCAAGUACAUCUUUGACAUCCUGGACUCUCAAGCAGAACUCAAGAAUAUCAGCGACCCUGACGUGCUGCACAUUUGGAAAACCAACAGCCUGCCUCUGCGCUUCUGGGUGAACAUUCUGAAGAACCCCCAGUUUGUGUUUGACCUGGAGAAGACGCCUCUCCUGGAUGGCUGCCUGUCCGUCAUCGCUCAGGCCUUCAUGGACUCCUUCUCCCUCACGGAGCAGCAGCCGGGGAUGCACGCCCCCACAAAUAAACAGCUUUAUGCCAAAGACAUCCCUCAGUACAGGCAGGAAGUGAAGGCCUACUACAAGAAGGUGCAGGAACAGCCAGCGCUCAGCAGCCGCGAGUUUAAAGACUUCCUGCAGGAGGAGUCAAAGAAACAUGAAAAUGAGUUCAAUGAGUCGUUGGCCCUCUGUGAAAUCUACACGUUCAUUCAUCGUUACUUUAACCAGAUCGAGCAGAAACUUGAGCAGAGCACUGCCCCCUCCAGGCUGAAAGAGGAACUGCAGCAAGUGAGAGAGCUGUUUGACAGAAAAAAGCACUUUCAGAUGACUUUGAAAUAUGUUUUCUUUUAG